CGCAACGGACGUAUGGUCUGGCGUCUGCAUCUGCGGGUAGUGAAGGCCGGAGAAGGGGGCGUGUUCGAAGAGCGAGCAGCAAAGCACCCCAACACAUCCACGCCACACCCUAGUCUAUCGCUUCUCUGAUCUCCUUACCGCAUCUUCACUUCAUCUGCAGGAUUCAUGCCGCUUGCUUCCUGCCAAGUUACCUUUGCCCUGGUCUUGCCGCGUACCUACGACCAACCAAGAUGGGAUCGACGAUGCACAUCCAGGCAACCCUCCCCCUGCAAUCCUCUUUGCAACCCGCCGUGGGCACGACGUCGCCCAAUCCAGCAAGCACAUCUCCUUUCGGCAGCCUUACUCGACCAGUGGCUCUCUUUCUGUCGCGCGAUGUGCCUACACUACACCCCCUUUCUCCCCUCUGCAUCAGCCGUUGUCGCCGCCACCAUCGGUCGUCUCGUCUGCGAGAAGCGGAACCAAACCGUCUGGCACCUGGGGACGAUGCCCGCGGCCACUUCGGUGAGCGUUGCGUCCGCUGCCCACCCAUUGGCGAGAUCGCCUGCUGACACCUCGGCGUCUCUCGCGGGAUCUGGCGCGUUUCUCACGAUCUCAUGCACGCUUACCACCACUCGAUAUAAAACACCAGCCCUGGUCCACGUCACUCCCUGGCAGGCUACACUGACACGCUACUCGAUUGACUUUCCGCUCGAUACAGGCACUACAAUCCAACAGUACCUAUUCGGGACAACUUCCUCUUUAGGAAGCCAUCUCCUGAACAAGAGCAAAUCACAACUACCAUCAUCUUCCGCCUCUCUCCGCUUUAUUGGGCCAUGUGCCAGAUCCGGCCAUCGCUAUCAAAACAUCACAUCUCAACUCUUUGACUGGGUCGUUUCCGCUGUUUCGACAUGGGGUUUGAUGUGGGAUCUUGGUGUACUCCUCAGGUACCCAAAAAGUCGUGGUCCAGUACACGUCUGGUUCCCUAUGGCGCGGGUUUGUCGAUUUCCUUUGGCUUUUUAUUCACGCCGGAAUCCGGAGGAGUUCUUAUGAAAACCACAUGUUGGCAACAUUGAUCAUGGUAUUACGAGUAUCAAAGCCUCUUGGAGACCGAGAAUUGUCUUCGGGCUGGUGGUCAGAGAUUCGACAGCAGCCCGGCACCGGCUAAACACCCUAGGACCUCAUCUCGACUCGACCCAGUUGCGUUGCUGCCGCCGGGUCUGUCAGAUCAUGUUCAUGUUUGUUUUCUAGCUUCAUAUGC
Messenger RNA from Colletotrichum godetiae, 1237 nucleotides. RefSeq lists its product as uncharacterized. The coding region runs from base 166 to 1029 and encodes 287 amino acids. NCBI's taxonomy places the organism in Eukaryota, Fungi, Ascomycota, Sordariomycetes, Glomerellales, Glomerellaceae. The record is from RefSeq and is a predicted model, not a curated record. The transcript has a single exon.